Molecule: messenger RNA, 648 nt
Organism: Acanthosepion pharaonis
Lineage: Eukaryota; Metazoa; Mollusca; Cephalopoda; Sepiida; Sepiidae
Source: the annotation of a GenBank genome assembly
AUGAAUCUAUCUAUCUAUCUAUCUAUCUAUCUAUCUAUCUAUCUAUCUCAGCCUAUUAAUAUGUAUCUAUCUCAGCCUGUUCAGAUGUAUCUAUCCCAACCUGUUCAUAUCUAUCUAUCUAUCUAUCUAUCUAUCUAUCUAUCUAUCUAUCUAAAACCUAUUCAACAACAAGGGGCCUGUUCAUAUCUAUCUAUCUAUCUAUCUAUCUAUCUAUCUAUCUAUCUAUCUAUCUGUCUUAUUCUGUUCAUAUCUAUCUAUCUAUCUAUCUAUCUAUCUAUCUAUCUAUCUAUCUAUCUAUCUAUCUAUCUUAUUCUGUUCAUAUCUAUCUAUCUAUCUAUCUAUCUAUCUAUUUGUCUGUCUGUCUGUCUAUCGGUCUUAUUCUGUUCAUAUCUAUCUAUCUAUCUAUCUAUCUAUCUAUCUAUCUAUCUAUCUUCUGUCUGUCUGUCUGUCUUAUUCUGUUCAUAUCUAUCUAUCUAUCUAUCUAUCUAUCUAUCUAUGUCAGUAGAACAGGCCAAUACGUCGGAUAUGUCACGUGCUUCACAUCUCUCUCUCCUUCCCUCUCUUUCUCCCCUCCUCUCCCUCUCUCCCUCUCUAUCCCCUCCUUCUCUCUCCCUCCCUCUCUAUGUAUAUAUUAGAAAAAUAUUUUAA